UUGGAUUGUUGCAUUGAAAAUAUAAGAAGGCACUUUGGCACUGACACUGUCUCUCUCUUCUCAGGGUCUGACUUUCAGUGUAACACUCACAUAAUUCCAGUGAAGAAUGAAGAAGGCGUGGUGAUGAUGUUCAUUUUGAAUUUUGAUUACGUCAUGGAGGAGGGAAGUGACCACUCUGCAGAAAACAUAAGCCCCACAUCCCCCACAAAGUCAGAUCAAAGGAGAAGUAGAUUCUUCCGAUUCCGGCAGGCUGCUUUGAGUCUAAUGAAUACCAACAAGCAGUCUCUUCCACAAGAAGAUCCAGAUGCUGUGACAGUUGACUCUCCUAAAGAGGAAGCUGAUUCAGUGCCCCUGGAGAGCUUCCCCUCACCCACAAGAAGCAUUUGCAGUCCGGUUGAGGCCAACGACACUCGUGCCCUGAUAGGCUCAAGUCACCAUUCUUCCAAGGCCAGCAUCGGUCCUGAACCACUUGACCAUUCAUCCCUUAAACUUCCCUGGGAGAAGCUUUACCAGACAGAGACACAACAGUCCUCUACCUCCUUGUCAAACACCUUUCCCAGAGGCAGCACCAGCAGCAUGAGGAGAGCCUCAUCCAUCCAUGAAAUUGAGGGCUAUAGCUCCAAUUCCAAAAGUUUUUUCAGGGAUCGGUACACGAGUGAAGGCCCUUUCAAACAUGUGAAGUCCAGCUUGCUUGGCUCUACAUCUGAUUCCAACAUCAACAAGUAUAGCACCAUCAACAAGAUCCCUCUGAUUGCACUCAACUUUGCAGAGGGGACUGACAAGAAGGCUCACUCUCCUCCAACAUCAGAGAAUACCAUCAUUGCACCAAAAGUUAAAGACAGAACUCACAAUGUCACCGAGAAGGUCACGCAGGUGCUGUCACUUGGGGCUGAUGUGCUGCCAGAGUACAAACUCCAGACAACUCGUAUUGACAAGUUUACCAUCCUCCACUAUAGCCCCUUCAAAGCUGUCUGGGACUGGCUAAUCCUUUUGCUGGUCAUCUACACCGCUAUCCUCACUCCUUACUCUGCUGCCUUUCUUCUAAAUGACCAAGAGGAGCAACGGAGGCGGGAAUGUGGAUACUCCUGCAGCCCUCUCAACGUGGUAGAUUUGAUGGUGGAUAUCAUGUUCAUCAUUGACAUUCUCAUAAACUUCAGGACCACUUACGUGAACCAGAAUGAAGAAGUGGUCAGCCAUCCAGCUAAAAUAGCAAUCCAUUACUUUAAAGGCUGGUUCCUCAUUGAUAUGGUGGCAGCAAUCCCCUUUGACCUUCUUAUCUUCGGCUCAGGAUCAGAUGAGACAACCACUUUGAUCGGCCUGUUGAAGACAGCAAGGCUCCUGCGGUUGGUGCGUGUAGCCAGGAAGCUGGACCGCUACUCCGAGUACGGAGCUGCAGUGCUGAUGCUGCUGAUGUGCAUCUUUGCCCUAAUUGCCCACUGGUUAGCUUGUAUUUGGUACGCCAUUGGCAAUGUGGAGAAACCCUACUUGGAGCACAGGAUUGGCUGGUUAGACCAUCUUGGCGUUUCUAUAGGGAAGAGAUACAACUACAGUGAUCCUAACUCUGGUCCCUCGAUCAAGGACAAGUAUGUCACAGCACUUUACUUCACCUUCAGCAGUCUGACGAGUGUCGGCUUUGGAAAUGUUUCCCCAAACACCAACUCCGAGAAGAUCUUUUCCAUAUGUGUCAUGUUGAUUGGCUCUUUGAUGUAUGCCAGUAUUUUUGGAAACGUCUCUGCCAUCAUCCAGAGGUUAUAUUCGGGGACGGCACGCUAUCAUGCUCAAAUGUUACGGGUCAAAGAGUUCAUCCGCUUUCACCAGAUCCCCAACCCACUGAGGCAAAGACUAGAAGAAUACUUCCAACACUCAUGGGCCUACACCAAUGGCAUUGAUAUGAACACGGUAUUAAAAGGUUUCCCCGAGUGCCUGCAAGCAGAUAUUUGUCUUCACCUCAACAACAAUCUUCUGAAUAACUGCAAAGCUUUCCAAGGAGCUACUAAAGGCUGCUUAAGGGCUUUGGCGAUGCGCUUCAGUACAACACAUGCACCCCCUGGAGACACUCUGGUCCACAGCGGCGAUGUUCUCACUGCUCUCUACUUUCUGUCUCGUGGUUCUAUUGAGAUCCUAAAAGAUGACAUUGUAGUUGCAAUCUUAGGAAAAAAUGACAUCUUUGGAGAAAUGAUCCAUCUUUUUGCCAAGCCCGGGAAGUCCAACGCAGAUGUGAGAGCACUGAGCUACUGUGACCUGAGCACCAUCCAGAGAGAAGACCUGCUGGACGUGCUUGACAUGUACCCAGAAUUUGCCGACUACUUCUUCAACAACCUGGAGCUUACCUUCAACCUCAGAGACGAGUCUGUCAAGCCCACUGAUGUCCAAGAAUGUGAAUCAGAUGGCGAGGGGAAUAAAAGCUUGAAAAGACGAAUCUCUUUCACACCAGAUCUACCUGAAGGUCAGCAGAGACUAAUCCACAGUGCAGCCAUGUUCAGCAUGCUUUCUGGGGAAAACAAGGAAAUGACCAAAGACGGUCAGAAAGACAGAGGUUCUAACUCGUGCCUGAGGAGAAGUUCAGCUGUCCUGGGUUCCUCCUCACUUGGUGUUCCAGUCAUGGAUUCAGAUCUUAUUGCCAGAGACAACGAGGAACAAAGACCAUCCACUGAAGAUCUGCCCUGUGAUAAAUGGUCCUGUAAUAAGCCUACAGACUACCUGGAUGAGUCAGCACAGUUCCAAAACCUGAGAGAGGAUGAUAAUUCUGCCAGUGAAAUCACAUAUGGAGAGGUUGAACAGCGCUUAGGUCAGCUUCAAGAGCACUUAAACAGACUGGAGUCGCAGCUGACGUCAGAUAUUCAGACCAUACUGCAGAUGCUGCAGAGACAGCCGACUCCAGGACCUCCUGCCUACAGCACUGUGACUGCCAGUCCAGAAUAUCACAGACCUGCUGUGAAGAUGCAGCCAGUCACUCUGACUGCAAGCCGCCUUUUCAGCCAUACUGGAACUCAAGGCUCUAGCUAUAGGCUGGAGAGCACCAUUCAGGAAUCCAAAGACUCUGUGUCCAGCUUGGCCAUUGUGAAUACACCUAUGGAGGACAGCCUUACAGCAUUUUUUGAACAGAGACAUACAGACCCCCCACUACAGCAACAAGUCAUUACGGCGCAUCAACAGUUAGCAUUGAUCCCUUUUCAAGUUGAAACAACCUCUGCCUCUUCCUCCCCAGCAUCACAUUCUGACCCCAAGCACAACACCACUGGACACUAUAAACCUGUCACAGAUUCAGAGUUUCCAAGGCCAUGAACUUUUUCAACAACAUUAUACUCUAAUGUCAGGGUUAAAAUGCUGUAAUUACUAAGUAGCACUUUUUAUGUUUUUAUCAGCAUGCUGGCACAGCCAUCUGUUGUGUUACAGUGGCUAUGUAAUAGAAGUAAUAUUUUCUAUCAUUGUGCAUGUGGAUAAAACAUUGUUGUUGUUUUUUUGUUUAGAGGGAAAUAAGAAACCCUUUAGACAAAAAGAAGAAUCAGUUCCAAGCAGCUAUCAAAGCACUAACUUGUUUUCUGUUUGAACUUUAUUUGAACUGCACUUUUCAAACCAAAUUUCUUCAUCUCAGUCUAUAUAGAUUAAGUCUGUUGAAGUCUGAAAUAAUUUUCUUUCUGUAGAUUACUAAGCAGAUACCCAACCAAAUCACAAGUCUAUUCAGGUCAGUCCCUGUUAAACGGAAACACUUCCUCAGUCACCAGGUCCAUGGUUUUAAGUAAAUUCUGCAUUUCUGGUUUUAAAAAAUCAAACCGACUUCACUUAAUAAUGAUGGAAUUAACAGUUAAACAACUUUCUAAUUUAACAAGGCUUUUUACUCUUAUCACCCUCUUGCGCUUCAGCUGUCAAUGUUCCCACACAGUUGGUCACACUGGAGUGGACCAUCAGGCUAGGGUCAGCAAGAAUAAGCACCACAUGACCCACAGUCAUGGAUUCUGGUCUUGUCAUCAGUGCAGCAAUCUGUCUCCAUUAGCAACUCAAUUCACCAACCCCAAGUAGAAACAAAGGUUACCUUGACAAUCAGAGAGACAUGCCCCAUCCUCCACUUUCUAAAAAAGAUGAGCUGACAGACCUACCUCACAGAAGACAGAUCCCAGUAACCAGCACCUCAGACACCAGUUCAUUACUUCAAAUUCCUUUAGUCCCUUGUAGGUGUUAGUCCCACAGCCAGGGCAAAACUGGCUCUCCCACCACCAGUUACAUGAUCUAAUAGCCGUGCACAAAUCUGAAGAAUCAAUCAUGUCUGAUCUGGCAUGUGGACAUGGUGAAAUUGAGAGUAGCACCAAAUGGAACCGCCACACAGCCUCAAUUAAGUACAGGUUACGAUCAGUGGGAAGUCAAAAGCAGCAGAUAGAUAGGGUGACAGUCAUUAACCAUCAAACUGCCACUAUAUGGUACAAGUAUAUAGUGUACUAAAGGCAACAGAAAUCUUUUCCUGGCUGCUGUAGAGAUACCAUUACGGUUUUACCUCCAAAUACUGAGUCUCAGUAUUGGGGGCAGCCAAUGUAUUGCUCACUGCCAAAGUGUGACACAAUUCAUCAUUCAGUUAACUUUACUCCAAAGCAACAAGCAAAAUAGGUGACUUUAGAUUUUAAAUGCUGGAUGUUGACAACCCUUCACUGUUUUCAAGGAAGCCCUGAUGGAUGGCAUCUGGAGAGCACAGAUGCUUAUUCACAUUGUUGACCUGGACAGACUGAGACAGCAAAAGGGAUGUGAGCCAAAAUCCAUGGCCCUGCACUGUUUUGUGUCCUCACUGCUAUUGUAUUUAUGUACCUGAGUUACAAGGAGGUGACUUUGUUACAACAAAAAAACUAUGAUACUGCAGUUCUUCUAGUUUCAUCUAUUGGUGCACAGGAAAUGACACAGAGGGGACAGACAAGAGCCCCAUACUGAGUUCCCUCUCCUGGGCCAAAGAGCUUGUGUGAAACACUGGUGAACCUGGUCAUGGAUGUUAGAACCUGCAGGUGUUACAUACACAUACUUUACAAAGAAUGUUUUCAACCUAUUGGUGUAAUUCAGCAUUACAAAAGGGUGAGAACAGUUUUCUUAUCAUUAGUUCCAUUCCUGUCUUCUCUGAAGUGUGACUCAGGGGUUUUGGCACUUGCACUGCAAUAAACAAAACUAAGUAUACAGUAGUUUUGUUCUUUAGUAAAUGUGCAUUGUUACUACAGUCACUGAUGUGCUAGUGUACAGCCAUACAUCAGCACAAACUACAUACGCUUGUUUAGAAAAAAAAUACAACAAGCAGAUUUGAGGAUUUUCUGCUGUUAUCCCAGAGCUUGGCCUCUGGCAUUUCCACUAAGCAGUGCAUGAGGUUUUUUUCUAUCUAAAUUUUUCCUGUCUUGCGCUGUUUGUUAUCCAAAGUAGCACAUCAUUUAAAAUGAUGUCAGCUUACAUGUCUUUUUUAGUACGUUGUACGUCGAGAGUGUACUAGGAGAGGUUGGGAUAUUUAAAGAAAAGUUACAGUAGCACUUGCGCAUACGCAGGCCCAAAAAUGGGUCUUGUGCCUAUAAAUCCAAUCCAAAUGCUAAGUUUCAUCUUAAUAUUUAGAUAAAUAUUCAACGAUUAAUUGUUACCCUAUGAAGUUUUGGCCUCUGUACAUUAAAGUAAGUUAUUUUCAGUUGUUGUAGAAAAAAAAUAUGUCUCAUUAAAAAAUGUAAAUAACAUUAUUUUGAUUUUUUACUGAAUUAAUUAUUUGAGAGAGUCUAUAGUAAAACAAAGAGUAGUGAAUAUGCCUGUUUUUAAGCUGUGGAAGCA
Messenger RNA from Menidia menidia (Atlantic silverside), 5778 nucleotides. The record is from the annotation of a GenBank genome assembly. NCBI's taxonomy places the organism in Eukaryota, Metazoa, Chordata, Actinopteri, Atheriniformes, Atherinopsidae.